Molecule: messenger RNA, 2361 nt
Organism: Triticum aestivum (bread wheat)
Lineage: Eukaryota; Viridiplantae; Streptophyta; Magnoliopsida; Poales; Poaceae
Exons: 3
Coding region: 1-906 (301 amino acids)
Source: RefSeq, a predicted model, not a curated record
AUGUCGUCGUCGAAAAACCCUAUAGAAAUUUCAAUUCAGUCUGCAGUCCUUUCCUUUCUCUUAUCCACUCUGCGCCGGUGGCUACGCCCAUUCCAUCGUGCGCCGGCUGCCGCCGUGCCUCGCGCGGGAGGAUGGAGUCGCUCGCCGGGAGGAUGGACAGCGCGGAGAAGCGCUCUUGCGCCCGAGCUCCUGUGCCCGCGCCUCGCGCCUCCUUGCACCGCUCCGGCGGCCACUCGCCACCCACUGUCGCCGGCGACCACAAGCAGCGACCGUCACACCUCUACGCGCGCCACCCCGAGGCCCCAGCCACGCCGCGCUGCCGUCCUCCGCAACCCCAGCCUCCUCCUCGACCUCGCCUCUCCGUGCGAACAAACGGCGUCGCUGCCGGCGGCCACCGUACUUGAGCUGACGGGCGCCGACCGCACGGGGCUCAUCUCCGAGGUGUUCGCCGUGCUGGCCGACAUGAGCUGCAACGUCGUCGAUGCCAGGGCGUGGUCGCAUUGCGGCCGCCUCUCCUGCCUCGUCUACCUGCGGGACGAGGAUGUUUCCGCCGCCGGUGUGGAGCGCAUCGAGGCCCGCCUCGCCCCCUCCUCCACAGAGACUCGUAAGCCAGCGGCGGCGCAGUGGCUGCCGUCCCCGACGGCUCCAUCCCGCACGCCGACCGGCGCCUCCACCAGCUCAUGUAUCCCAGCGGCGACCAGGAGCUUGCGUUCCCAGCUCCCUCGGUGCCUGUCGAGAGCUGGGCCGAGCGCGGGUACUCGGUGUUCAACGGCCAUUCCACAAUCAUCUCUUGUACAGUGGCUGAGGAAGAUCCAGGAAAGCAAGAGCUGCGCAAGAGGGGGCAGGAUCAGGAAGAAGCACGGUGAUGCAACCUUAGCAGUAGACCAAAUGCGGACAUGUACAUAAGGGGAUCCGAUUACGAUUAGAUGAUGCAGACCGUGUCCUUGUCCAACAAAACUCAAUCGAGUGUUUGACCCGGAUUGUUAUUUUUUUCUAUAAGAAGGAAGAGUACUACGUUGGAAUCUCCAUCACGUUAAUUGUCGACGAAACAUCCAAUGUUUCCGCCGAGUUCGCAGCAGGAAGGAGCUCCGAGUUCGCCAAUGUCUCCUGCGGCGUCUACACCAGAGUUUCAGAUACGAAAGUCAAGAGCGUCAUAGGAGGAAGAAGCUCCGAGUUUGUCGGAGGUACACAAACAUCCGUCCAGCACUCCAAUGUCGCCUACGGCGUCUACACCAGAGGUAUGCUUCCACUUGACCCCUGUUAACAAGCGCCGUGAGCAGAGUAGACACCGGCCAAGUCCAACAUUUGAUUUAGCCAUGUACGCACAGAGUGUCAAUCAUCAUCCAAAUCCAUACAUUGCGUUAAUUUUCAGACCCUCUAGGCGAUGCUUUUUCAUGUCUAGAAUUGACCCUCGAGGUGAUGCUUUUUCAUGUGUAGAAUUCAGCAUGUUAGGCAAGAGUGUCAAUCAAUCUACUAUAAUAUCAGACAUGAGAGACCAGUCCAAUUUUUCUUCACUACCUCAGAAUAAGGAAGCUCAAGUCUGUAGUAGCAGGACUCAUAAGAAAAUGCAUUGGCACACACACACACACACACACACACACACACACACACACACAUAUAGUAGAAUCUGAAUCUGUUAAUCUAUUAAAAGAUAAGGAAUCUACUUGAAAGAUAAUGACAAGAGAGACCAGUCCAAUUUUUCUUGUAAAGUGCAUGUUGUUUAAACUCUUAAAUGUUCAUGUCUACCUCUGUUUCUUUCUCAUUGAGUUUUGGUACAUUUGGUAUUGUUCGAUAUGCUAUCUAAUAUAGUGUGUGGCCCCACUUCAGUUGUUCAAUUAUUUUUCACUUAGCAGCGGGAGAUUGAUGGACCAAUUAUGCCAGUAAUGUCCUUAAUUUCAGAGAAGAUGCAAAACAGAUAACAUGGAUGCGCUUGAAUACUUGCCGGUAGUGUAGCUUUCUGCUAGACCAUAUAUUCUGCCAGGAGAAGUUUCAGUGACCAAUGGAAGCUUUGAUGUAUUUUUUUCAAGCAGAAGUAAUCGUCUAUUACCCAUGUCAGGUUUCGACUCAAAUUGUGGUGCUUCUGUUGGCAUUCCUUAUCUUUUAUGCCUGAUGUGAGUCUUAGUGCUAAUUAGAACUAUUUUUUCCAAAUGGUAAAUCUACCUUUUCCCCAUCAUGUGACUUAAAGCUAAUCUAUUCAUGGUUAGUUUUCCUUCCUCUACAAAGGUCAUCUGUUCCGGUACAGUUUUUCUUCGCUUUCUUUUACUGUAACAUAGACCAUGCUCACAUGGUCGCAAAUUGUAAAUAGAGAUGGAAACGUGCAUACAGAUCUCUCAAGCAUGCAAUAUUUUUCCAGGGUGACAA